CUUUUUAGUGUCAUUGGCUGAAUAAUCGUGCUGUUAUCACUUAUCGUCAUUAUUUAUUGAACUGAUUGAUAAGAUUACGUGCUGAUCAAGGUGAUGCAAAGAUAGACGACAUCUACCAAAGUUUGAUGUGUGAUUUGGACGAAUAUAUCCUGCGUUUGUGGACUGGUUUCGAACGGAAACAACCAUGGUUAAGGAUCGUUUGAACGAGAUGAAAAGUAAAAGUAAAUACAACAGCGAUGUCAGUUUGGAGCUGGUUCCAUCGAAGUCGCAGGAAGAAAUUUUCUGCAAUUUGGAAAAGUUUUCAGAGCUCAUCGGAUGGAUUCGAACGAUUCGGGGCAACACGGAUGAGAUGCGCCGAGCCGUAUCCAUGGCUUCUUUUCACUACAAUGAUAAGGAGAUUCGUACCAGAGUAGAGAAAAAAAUGGAUCACAACAUCGAACUGUGCAAAAAUAUUCAUGCUGCCAUUAAACAAUUGCACACUGAACUCGAGGAAGACGAUCGACGGGGGAGUGUCCUCUUUCGCAUAAAACACACACAGUUCCUAGUGAUCAAAGAUGACUACUUGAGUGCUUACCGGGAACACGAGGAAUUUGUUACCUAUUAUGAAGAUAAGAUUAAGAACCUUAUGAAAAAGGAAGCUAAAGCAAUGAGCUAUAACAUCACCGAUGACGAGGCGUCAGAGAUGCUUGCCAGCAACCACACGUCUCCCUUUGUGGGGAAUAUUCUCGAAGAAACGGAACGGGAGCGUCAAAAACUGCGAGACAUUAUGUCCCGCCACUCACAGCUGGCUCAGCUGGAAAAAUCGCUCAUCGAAAUCCGCGACCUGUUCGUCCGAAUAUCGACACUUGUGAUGGAACAGGGUAGUCUGGUUCAGGUGAUUGAAUAUCACGCCCAACAAGCACUGAUGAACACCGAUCAUGGCGCACAUCAGCUCGAAAAGGCUCGUGAAUACAAACUGAAAGCAAUGAAAAAGAAGACUUGCAUACUAAUAUGGGUUGUAGUGGUCCUGUCGGUUUUGGUACUGCUAAUGAUAAUAUUUUAG
Sabethes cyaneus is the source of this 1042-nucleotide messenger RNA. Its product is annotated as syntaxin-4. Gene Ontology annotation, cellular component: endomembrane system; membrane; SNARE complex. The transcript has 6 exons. Lineage: Eukaryota; Metazoa; Arthropoda; Insecta; Diptera; Culicidae. Gene Ontology annotation, biological process: vesicle fusion; vesicle-mediated transport; intracellular protein transport. Bases 185 to 1042 code for a protein of 285 amino acids. Gene Ontology annotation, molecular function: SNARE binding; SNAP receptor activity. The record is from RefSeq and is a predicted model, not a curated record.